Molecule: messenger RNA, 3394 nt
Organism: Ooceraea biroi (clonal raider ant)
Lineage: Eukaryota; Metazoa; Arthropoda; Insecta; Hymenoptera; Formicidae
Product: caveolin-3
Biological process (GO): caveola assembly
Cellular component (GO): caveola
Molecular function (GO): molecular adaptor activity
Source: RefSeq, a predicted model, not a curated record
UUGUUGGACACAUAGUAGCGCGUCAGCGUAACGGCACCCUCUAUUAUUAAUCGGAUUGCAGUGAGUUGGGUGUGUAGGCACCACGGCGGGGGUUGGAAAUAGACGAGCAGUCGGACGCGAUUUCUUGGCGAAACUUUUCGCGAGUCGAUAAUCGCGCGGAACGGCAUGGUAAAGCGUGCGGAGCGUGCCCCUUGUUCAUAGAGGGUAGAGGGUAGAUACGAUCUGCGUUCUCUGUUGUAAAAAGUAGGACAAAGUCGUCGAAUCGCGCGAUUUCUUUUCUUUACGUGUCCAUGUCCUUCCCUCUGCGGAGACAACCUUUGCUAUAUCCACCUCGCUGCGUUUAACCCUUUGCAGCACACUCGAGUAAUACGUAUUUACGUAAAUACGUAUUACUCGUAAACUAAACAUGAGUGUAGUCUUUUUCCUCGAAAAGCUGCGAUAAAAAUAUAAGAUUGGAUGGCUCUUGUCUUGGCUGGAAGAGCAGAGCCAUUGCAAAAUUAUAUAGUUCUUUUUCUACAGUCUUUCGAGACGAUUCGGUUCUAUAUAGGGAUAUUGUUUAAAUAGUGAAGGACGAAAUCUUCCUUAAAUUACAACUUAUUCAACUUAGAGAGAGAAUAAUCCAUAAUAAUUUUUGUUAGUAAGUUUCAUGAAGAAUUAACUCCAUUUUAUGUGACGAAAGAGGUUCGUUCUUAAAUUAAUGUGGAACAAUGUCAGAUCGACGAUCCUUGGAUUCAGAUCCGGAAGGACGACGGCUGACGUCGCGACGCCACGUGCGGCCGUUGUAAAAAAAGCUGCGUCGCUUAUAAAAAGAGAAAUCCGCGACCUCGUUGCACGGUUUCUCGCUGCAGAACUCUCCCUCCCGCCCCACUCUUAGGGCGCAACAGUUGAAGUCAAGGCGAAGACUAAAGCGUAGCUGCGUCUGGAAUCGAUAUCCCGUGAUUAUGAGAGGGCACACGUAAAUACGGUGACCAAGUCCACCCCCGCAUUUGGUCGCGGAUCGGCCGGCGUGUCGCUCCUUGAUCGCGUUCCUCCGCCGUCCACCCACUCUCAGGUUCCUUUCUUUCUCUUUUUUUUUCUCUCUCUCCUUCUUUCUUUCUCUCUUGACGAGGGCGAUUCCGGCAGCGGCGGCGGGGACGAUUGCAGCGCGCACGAUCUAUUAUUUAACGAAGAUAAUCGAUGCCUUAUGGACCGUACGUGUACCGGCGUACGUUCUUCGCUGUAGUGGUCAUUUUCGCGAUGGUGACGGGCCGCGCGACCGGGACAGCCGCUCAUCGUCGUCGUUGUCUGCCGCCGCGAAUCCGCGGCUCGUGAAGUUCGCGGUUUCCGCGUUUUCGGGGAGAGAAACCGAGACGAACAGGGAGGUGAAGGGGAUAACAGUUGACGAGAGGAAAUCAUGUUGGCGAGAAUCAGGAGCCUCCACUGCAGCAUGCCCAAAUGCCCGAGUAUCCGUAUUCCAGGGAUGGAGAAGGCAGAGUCCUCGGAGAGGUCCGCAGGGCCCGAGAGCGCCGUCGAGCUGGAGGAUCGAGACCCGAACAACCUGAACCAACAUCUUCAGGUGAUGUGGGACGACGUGAUCGGCGAGCCGGAAGGCAUCCGCAGCCCCGAGUGCGCCUGGCGACUCAGCGGCCACUGCUUUCGGCUUUCCAGGGGAUGCUGUUACAUACUUCUUUCCGUUCUCGUCGCGCCUUUCUUCGCCCUCUGUUUGGGCUUCACAUUCGCCUGCCUCGCAUUUCAGCAUAUAUGGUGCAUCGCGCCAUGUCUGCGUAUAUGGAAGAUCAUAUGCGCGACCAUGCGAAAUAUCCUGGCGGCAGUGACGCAGGCGAUCAUACGGCCAAUCAUGGAGGCAAUGGGCUACUGCUGCCACAAUAUCCGCGUAUUCAAUCAAAGAUUGCCGGAUGGCCCUUACCAAAAGGACGACCUGCUGAUUGUAUAGUCGAGCGUCGUCCUCGCCGAGGCGAUCGAAAUUGAAUUGACUGACAGCGAAUUUCUUUGUCGAACCGCUUCACGCCUUGCUCGACAUGAGACGCCGAUAUUGGAAAACGCUGCGUGGUUCAUGUGCCGUUUAGUAAUGUUAAGCCCGGAUCAGGCUACGCAUAGGGGAUUCAGAUUGUUAUUUGGAGAAUUGGAAUUUGAUCAAUCAGCAGAUAAUGUUUUGAAUGCAGUCCUAAACCUCCAGUUCGCAAUCCCAAUCUUUAACGUGUAGUCUAACACGGGCUUUAUAGUAUUUAGAUAGAGUUGCUCUUUCUCUCUCUCUUUCUCUCUCGCGAGAGAGAGGAGGUGAGAGGAUUCAUUGUUUGUUCUGUGCUCUGUUGGACCGAGGAUCCUCAAGUGCAAAAUAAGAUUACAGAACGCCAGGAAAAUGUCUAUCAUCGCAAAAGAUGGCGAGAGAGAUAGAGAGAUGGAGAAACACGAUAAUUUGUAUACAUUAAAUUUUGAAAUGAAUAAUGUGUAUCUAAUGUUAGAAUAAAUCGAUACACGAGCGACAAUACCGAAUGCACAUCGCGACGUAGACAUCGGGAAAGGGUGUAAACUUUUACAAUGUCUCAGUUAAGAAAGUCGUGCGACGUCAAGAAAUGUCGCGGUGAAGUGCAUGCGUGUAGCAACGAGCCGCUGUUAAACAAUAAGUACGCCAGAAAGUGUAAAGGUCCCUCUGGCCUUGCGGGAGUUUGUAAUAAUUUUAACCGUCGCACAUGUCGUGGUGGUAGUUGCCGAUCGGUAGUUAAGAUGCUAAAGGGUUCGAGGAGGCACACUAGUCAAUACUUCACGCGAGUAGGCGGUUUCGUUGGCCAUUUUUUUUGUCGGAUUUUGUCGAGUCCUAAACAAUUGAGGAUCCUCGUUACGUCAGAAACGAUAAUUAUUCAAAUAAUAAUUAUAAAGCAUAAAAAUGGAAUGUGUCGUUACUAAAUUUGUUCAUUAAUUAAAAUUUUGAAUGUAAUAAAUAUAAUUGUAAAUAAUAAGCGAUAAUCGAUUUAAACAAUUAUUAAAGACGUUAAUGAUUAGUAAUAAAAUAAGAGGAACAAUAUACAUAUUAUUAUAUAAUAUCGUUGGAAACAAGAAACGUUAGACUGACAGAUCCGUCCACUUAAUUACUGCAUAUUGUACAAUUGAUAUUGUGAUGUAUCUCGAAUAAUAAUGUAUCUCGAAGCGACAAGACAAAAACGUAUUUUCAUACUUUCACUCUGCAUUUCUUGAUAUUAUCUUAAUUAAUCUGAUGUAAUCAGAUUUCAAUUUGAAUACACCAUUAUCAUUGUCUCGAUGUCAUUCUGUUCGGAGUUUUGCGAUUUCGAACAUUGUAGAUUAUCAAUUUAUAGAAAGUUUUUUAGUAACAUCAAAUUGUGUACAUACGAACCUGUUCUUUCUGCCAAUUUUUGCAAAUAAAACGUAGAACUUACAC